Dentiscutata heterogama is the source of this 612-nucleotide messenger RNA. The record is from the annotation of a GenBank genome assembly. Lineage: Eukaryota; Fungi; Glomeromycota; Glomeromycetes; Diversisporales; Gigasporaceae.
UCGACAAAAAAGCUCUCAGCUGCUGAAAAACGCAAAAGACUUGAAGAAUUAUUUCAUGAGACGAAAACCUUUUACCAACUUAGAGAGCUUGAGAAGCUCGCGCCAAAACGAAAAGGAAUAGUGUCACAAUCGGUUAAAGAUGUUCUUCAAGAAUUAGUAAAUGAUAAUCUUGUCUCUCAAGAUAAAAUUGGCACAUCAAAUUAUUUUUGGUCGUUUCCUAGCAGCGCUCUUCAAUCGCGAAAAGUUAAAAUCGAAGAGCUCCAAGAAGAAAUCAAUAAAUUGAAAGAAAAAAAUGCUGAUCUACAAGCGAAUAUCGAAAAGGCUUCUGGUGGUCGUGAAGAUUCGGCUGAACGAGCUUCCUUGUUGAAAACUUUAGCAGAUGCCGAAGCUUUGGACAAGAAGAACGAGGAAGAACUGAAGCGUUAUCGUGAAUGUGAUCCAGUGACUUUAAAUGACAAAGAGAAAUACGCUAAAUUAUACUUGGAAGGGGCUAAUCGUUGGACAGAUAACAUCUUCAUACUCCAAUCUUAUUGUGCAAAUAAAUACAAUAUUGAACGAGCCGAUUUUAAUAGGCAAUUCGAAAUACCCGAUGAUUUCGAUACCUUAGAAUAA